UGUCAGAGUUCGCUCAGGAGCUGGGCGCAGCGAUGGAGAACCACUCCGUCAACGUACGACGUCUGGUCGACGAGUUUCGCAGCCGAUCCGGGGACACCAGAGUCGAUUCCGGCGGGAUGCGUCGAGUUUGGGAGAGUUUGCUGCGUCAGGUGCAGUCGGACGCGGAGGCUCAUUUAGAUUUGGCCGCGGUUCUUCAGCAGCAGCUGUCCAGACCCACCUUGGAGGCCAGCUUCCAUCGCAAACUCCAGUCGAGAAAGGUGUUCACGCAUCGGGAGGCCUACGAACAGGUGGUAACGAAAACCGAGGAGAAGCUGCAACGUGCCCGCGUUGAUUACAAGCGCGCGUACGCCGCGCUGUUGACGACAGAUGGCGGGAGCGAGCAGGAGCUGAAGCGCGCCUAUUUCGAGGCGCACAACGCGUACGUUCUUCAGUUGAGAGCCACGAAUGCCAUCACGGAACGUUACCAGUCGCGAUGCUUGCCCGGCCUGCUCGGCGAGAUCGCGGAAGUGUACGAGGAGCUAUGCGGAUUGGCUUGCAAGUGCGUGGCCGGGAUAUCGAAGGCGGCCGCGGAGAGGGCGGGCGAACAGACGAAGCGUUAUCAGGCGGUGGCGAAGGAGGCUCAAGUGAUAGCUCCGCUGAACGACUUGCAAAUUUUGGCGCGAAGCUUGUUAGCCACCGCGACCCCGUCGAAGAAGCCCUCGAGACGGCUGUUCGUGGCGCCAGGCCCCCCGGAGCAAGUUCCCAUGGAAAGAAUUAGCCAAAUACCGUCUUUGAGGGACGAAAUAGUCCCGACAGGAACCAGUACUCUACCCCUGAUGGAAGAUUUACGACGGGAGCAGGAUAGCCUGGCUCAAGAGAUCACGCGGCUCCAAGACGCCUUGGACACGUUGAUCCGCAUGCAACGAAAGAGCGCCGAGAGCAACCUUUACACGAAAGUGGCCGAGCUGCAGGAGGAUAUAUCUAUGAAGCGUUUCGAGCUCGGCGAGGCGCAGCUGUACCUCGCAGCUGUGCAAGCA
Heterotrigona itama is the source of this 1016-nucleotide messenger RNA. The record is from the annotation of a GenBank genome assembly. NCBI's taxonomy places the organism in Eukaryota, Metazoa, Arthropoda, Insecta, Hymenoptera, Apidae.